AUGCAGUACCCCGUGCUUCAAAGGCUGGCAACAGCUCGAAACAUGCUGCGCACGCUGCAGUCGUCGCUGCGGCACUCGCAGAGCGUGCGCACGUUGUCUCUUGCUCCAUUGCGUCGUCGCUGUACGCUGAAGUUCUUUCCACGUCCAGACUCUAUCGUGUUGACGCAGUCGCUUUCGUUCCGAUGGCUCGCGACGACAGUUCCCACUGGAAAAGACCUCGACAGAGGAGGAGCAGCUACAGAGGAGAAGAGGGAUAAAGGACCGAAAACGAUCUUGAACACAAAGGACAGCCAGAGUGUGGAAGCGAACAAGCAGGCGGAUAGCAGUGGUGAUCGGGGACACAAACACGAAGACGGUGACAAUCAUGCCGAUGAGCUUUUCCAGACUCUGGCUGUUGAGCCGACGUACCCCGCGCGGAAGCUACGCACAGACGUAAACCAGGCCUAUUUUCCAGGCAAAGUGUACCGCUCUACGUCCCGCGACGUGGUGCUUCGAGCUAUGCUUGGCAAUACACUCAUCACGACGCUCAAGGUGCUGGCGUGGCUCAAGACGGGCUCGAACGCAAUGCUCUCGGAAGCGAUUCACUCGCUUGUGGAUACUGGCAACCAAGCAAUUCUUAUCUUGGGAUUGAAACAGGCAUCGGGCGUGCCGGAUAAAAAGCAUCAGUAUGGAUACGGACGCGCGGCGUACUUUUGGUCGCUUAUCUCGGCGCUCGGCAUUUUCUGGCUAGGCUCUGGUGUGACAGUUGUGCACGGCAUCCAGUCGCUCAUAGAGCCUCCGAAAGAGUUGUUUUUGUCGUGGGAAGUCUGGGGUGUGCUUGCAGCUUCUUUUGGUAUCGACGGAUGGGUGCUAAAGCGGUCGGUGCAAGAACUCAGGGCUUCUCAGCCCCAAGACAUGUCUUUUUACAAGCAUGUGACACGGACGAAAGACCCGUUUAUGAUGGCUGUGCUGCUGGAAGACAUGUCUGCGUGUGUAGGUAUCGUUAUUGCUGGUUGUGGCAUUGGAGCCAGCCACAUUACAGGCAACCCGCUGUGGGAUAGUCUUGCUAGUAUAUCGAUUGGUGUGCUUCUUGGCGGUGUUGCGAUAUCGCUUAUUCGAAUGAACCAGAAGUAUUUAUUGGGUCAGUCAGUGGAACCUGAAAUCGAGAAUGGCAUCCGCAAGCUGCUGCUGGCGCGUCCGUCCAUCGACAAUGUAUAUGCUGUCCAGUCACAGUGGGUCGGACCGUCGACAUUCAGCUACAAGGCUGAAGUCGAUUUCGAUGGAACUUACCUGGCGGCGAAAUUGUUGCGAAUGUACAAGCCAGUAUUCUUGGAGACAAAAGAUUUGGAAAAUGACUUGCCGCUCAUUCUUGCUUGGUACGCGGAGGAUGUGACCCGUCUUGUAGAGAAGGAAGUGCAAGAAGUUGAAGAGGUUAUUCGUGGCAUCUAUCCCGAGGCCGCUUUCAUCGAGCUAGAGCCUGAUAGUAAAGAGUCCGAAAUGCGUGCUGUGUUAAGCAUGCAGACAAAGUCUUCCCGUGUGAGCGAGCGUGAAGCGAUGACGCGAGCAUUGGCUCUCCUCGCACGGACAUUAGAACGAAAGACAACGGGCGUUGACCGUCCUACUAUUACCGGUACAAGUAAAUGA
Hyaloperonospora brassicae is the source of this 1623-nucleotide messenger RNA. The record is from the annotation of a GenBank genome assembly. NCBI's taxonomy places the organism in Eukaryota, Oomycota, Peronosporomycetes, Peronosporales, Peronosporaceae.